This is a messenger RNA of Juglans regia (Persian walnut), 3491 nucleotides long. RefSeq lists its product as uncharacterized. The record is from RefSeq and is a predicted model, not a curated record. Bases 716 to 2941 code for a protein of 741 amino acids. NCBI's taxonomy places the organism in Eukaryota, Viridiplantae, Streptophyta, Magnoliopsida, Fagales, Juglandaceae. The transcript has 3 exons.
UGAGAGAGAGAGAGUGAGAGUGAGAGUGAGAGGGAGUGUCUUUCACUCCUAACAUUCACUCCUAUUGAUAUCGGGCAUGCUCUCUCUCUAACACUGUCUCACUCUUGAGUCUUAACUCACACACAGACACUCUUUCUCUAGACUCCCUUUUGGUGUUAUUCCACGGCUAUGCUUAACUGGUCUUGGCAUUGUUCUGUCCGUCUUUUAUUUUUCCCUGCAGUUUUAUUGAUUAUUGGGGAAGUCUUUGCAGUCCUCUAAUCUCUAUGGAACAUACCUUAGUGUUUAUUAAAUUGAGCUGUUGAGUUUUGGUCUUGUAUAUUAGUGCUGUCUUUCAGCUGAAGAGAUUGGAGGACAUGAUUGCAGAGCCUUCCCGUCUGUUGGGUUUUUCUUGGAGUUCACUUCUCUGAGCUGAGAUCUAGUGGGGUAUGGCCAUUUUCGUUUUUCGAUCAUUUCUUUUAAUUCUGGCUUCGAAGGCAAGAGAAGAGUAAAGCUGUUGUUUUUAAUAAUUAUAAUGUUGCCCUUUCGUAUGCUACUUUACUUGUUUUUUGGGAGUCUGAAGAGACCAUUAGAUUCCUCGGGGUUAUAGGGGGUCUCACAUUGUUUCUUGGGGAUCCCGAUUGGUUUUUUGAGGUUUUUGUGAUUGUGAAGUUCAGAUCCAUGAUGGGUUGUUUGCCUUCCCAAAAAAUGAACUGGGGAUCUAAAAAUGUGACUAGAGAUGGAAUUGAACUUGGAUAAAAGCUGCACAGUUGGUCUGAGUCCGAAGACUGUUCUUUCGACUCAUCGAGAUUGCUCAAAUGUUGAAAAGAGAAAUAAGAAAGGGAAACCUGCACAUAGAGAUGAAUUAUUGAGCCUAAAGGAGGACUUCAUAGAGAUUAACUUUGGUCACUAUCGCAGAUCUUCUUGCAAAAGCAUUGCUAGUAGACCUGUUGGACUGGAAGCUAAAAUUGAGCUCAAACGAGGGUCCAUGUAUCAAAGUUCUGAAGAGGUAAGGACAAUGAAGAAAAUGGGCCCUGCUGAGGGAGGGAGAAAAUUUGAAAUUUGUUGUAGUAGAGACACUUCUUUCUCUUAUGGAAUGUUUGACUCAUUAUGUGGUUUAGAUGAGGCGGAACUGAAGAAGAGAUCUCCAAUGAUAGCUUUAAAUGGUUUAGAUGAGGAAGCCCUGGGGAAGAGAUCUCCAGUGAUGUCUUUGGAUUCAAACUUUAGUCCAACAUCCGUUGGCAAGCCUUAUAUAGAACCAUGUUCAUCAGAUGGCUUCAAUAAAAUUUGUCUCAAUUCAAAUGACGGGGAUGAACCUGCUGAUACUGUAGAGAAAGAUUCAGUGGAUGUAAAUUUUAGAAGUGAUGAAGCUGUUGGUACUCUAAAUGAUGGUAAUGACCUUGAGAGAGACACAGUUCGCUCAUUGCACAAGUCAAUGUCUGUGAAGGUGGAAAUGCCCCAUUUUCCUUCACCAUCAGAAAGUGAUUGCUCCUCCAGGGCCAGCUCAAAGCCCAGAUUUGGCCCUAUCAGAAAUAUGUUUGAUCCGUUCAAGAAGUCCAUAUCUUUGCGAAGUCCUCUAGGUUACAUUGUAGAAAGUGGUGGGCUCAAAACAUCUAGGACGACAAACACGAGGAGGAACGGAACAUCCAGAAAAUCUUUGCUGCGUGAUUUCUCAAAUACAGCAAAGGUAUCACAACCAGAUCCUCAGUUUGUCGAGAGAGAGAACCGCUGUUCAGUCAUUUCACCAGUUCACCUACAUGGCUGUCUCAAGUUGAAAUACAAACAUGGGGUGCCAUUUUUCGAGUUGUCACUGAAGUGCCCCGAAGAUGUAGUUGUUGCCAAAGCAUGGAAGACAGAUAAUGCUUUUAAGUGGGUUUAUACUUUUCAUUCCAUCGAUGGUAGAAAGAUGAGCAAUGCCAGUAUGUGGGGAUGGAAUAGUAGCAACAAAGAUUCCUCUAUGGUGGGACAGAUGCAAGUUUCCUGCUACUUACGUUCAGAACUAAAAGAUGGCGUCUUUUUUGACAAUUCUGUGGCGACAGAGUUUGUAUUGUAUGAUAUUGCACGUGCAAGACAAAGUAUUGCAGCUCAAGAAAAUGGUCUCAAAGGUUAUGAUCCAGGCUUGGUUAAGGAAACUUUUGUGGAUGAUGAUAGGUCUCAUCCAAUGAAGCUCAAACUACAACAAAGACAAGCCACUGAGAAAGGUGAUUUUGAUUCUUCAAAUUCUUACCCUUGGACAUCUGCAGAAUUGCAUCCAAACCUUGAGAUUGCAGCCAUUGUUAUACAAGUACCAUUUGAGAUGACAGAAAAAUCGACAUACAAGAGAGGGGAUAAGGUUAGUGACAAACUGAUUCCAAACCUACUUAAUCAUUCUAUGAUUGAGCAGAAAAAAGAGGACCUCCGUGAUGAUAGAAGUUCAGAAAAAGUGAAGGUAUUAAUUCCAACUGGAAGCCAUGGUUUGCCAAGUUCUGAAAGUGGAGGCCCUUCAUCAUUAGUAGAUCGAUGGAGAAUAGGUGGAGGCUGUGACUGUGGUGGCUGGGACAUGGCCUGCCCUCUCACUGUUUUAGGUAAUCCCUGUAUUCAAUGUGCUGAAGAUCAAGCAGUUCUGAAGAAUCGGCCUUUAGAGCUUUUUGCUCAGGGAGCGAAAGAGAAUACACCGGCACUGACCAUGACACUUAUCGAAGAGGGAGAAUAUUCGGUUGAUUUUCAUGCACAGUUAUCCACGUUACAAGCAUUCUCCAUUUGUGUUUCCAUUUUGCAUAGCACAGAAGCUACCACUAAUGCCAGGAGAGACAGAAACAUACAAUUAUCGCAAAACAAUUCUCUGAAAGUGCUUAUUGAUGAUGGAGUGAAGUUUUUAAUUGAAACAGACACAACAGAGAAGAAGAAGAACGUCACUAAGAUUGUAAAAGAAAUCCCACCAUCGUACUUUUCCAAUCCCCCGUUUUCUCCAAUAUCUCGAGUAUAAAAUAUAGACUCGAUCAGCUUCCUUGGUACAGCUGCAAUGGCUUCUCUGGCUACUCCAACAGAGAUUACCCCAACUUGAAAGGAUAUAUGAAGGACGGCAAUACUCUAAGGUGACAACAAGAGGUGCCGCUUCCCGAACACCAAGCUUCAGGGGUGCCUCAUUCAUUUACUGGAAUGGACUCAGCAGUCAGCUGUAUGCUCAGUAAACUGCAACAGGUGUCUUGGAGUUUACUGGACUGUUUGGAGAUUUAGGCUAGGCAUUGCCUGAGCCUGGGGGUAAUUUUCACAUAGGUGCCAAAAUGCUUUCUUUUGUUUUCUGUUUUUUAAAAUAUAGUAUUCAAUUCAUUCUUCAACUUCUAUAGCUAGAGCAGACCACAACAUUGUCUAUAUUGUAACUUGAUAGAGAGGGAAUAGCAGUGAUCAUUAGGUUGUGUAAUCCUUUAUCUUUUUCCUUCUUUGUAACACGAAUUAAUGAUAUAUGGUGUCAAGGAAAGUAGAUCAGAACUUUGUUCACAAGAAGCUUGUAUCUCUAUCUCCAGAACAAUAAUGAA